CAGGUAAAUGUAUAAUAUAUACAUUUCCCGUCAACCAGAUUUUCCAAAAGUUGAUUUAACAGAAAACAGGUCAUGUUAACAAGCGUUAACGAUUGCAAAUAAAAUGGAGGAGAAUUAUUUCUAUUGCUGAAUAUUUCUGGAAUUAUAAGUCUUUGAACAUUAAUUCUCGCUGUUAAAAUGUCUGGAUCGUUUCAAGAAUUUGCUAUUUCGUGUCAGGGAUGUCCGGAACAAAAUCCUAUCAAGGGUAGAUGCUUAACAUGUAAUUUGUUUAUGUGUAUGAAUUGUUGUAUUCUGCAUCAAGUGAACGAAUUGGACUUGUAUAAUCAGCACAAAAUUGUGGAUAUCGAGGUAACUGGUUCAACCGAGCAGAGGUAUGAUAGUAUUGUUAACUGUGAAACCCACCGACAGCGCGGCUGUGGUUUUUGCAAGCAAUGCGAAGAUGUCGUCUGCACAAUGUGCAUUUCGCAACCCCAUAAGGACCAUCCAAUAAUUGAUUUAGAUUCCGGUUGCACAUUUUCUCUUUACAAAUUAAAAGCUCGAAGUUCUAAAUAUCAAGAGAUUAUUGUCGACAUGUUUAGACACCAAAAUACAUUAGGGUCAAUAAAGCAAAGUGGUUAUUUAAAACUUGAAUCGGAAAUUCAGAAUAUUCAAAGACAAGGAAAGACUUUAAAAGAUACCAUAGACGCACACACAGAAAAGCUGUUACUCGAACUUAGUAUGAAAUGGGAGGCAAUAAAAAGUGAAAUUGAAGAAGAAGAGAAAAAGAUAAAUAAAUACGGAAUAGAAUUGGAAGAAAGAAAUAACAGUCUCACAAAUAUCGUCAAUUCUAAAAAUAAAAGCGCCGUGUUUGAAGCUGCGCGAACAGAACUGAGUUUUGAUAUAAGGAUAGACUUUCAGACGAAGUUUGAUUCUUUACCGGAAUUCAAUCCAGGAAAAGUAACCCAGUGCGGUAUAGAAUCGCUUUAUGGAAUUGUUAAAAAUGUUGAAGAACAAGACAUUCCUGCCAGUAUCUCGUUCAGUGUAUUGGAAAGUUAUGAAUCGAAAUUUCCGUCCAUUGGUAAUAUUGAAAACUGUUCUGACGGUUCUAUACUUAUGAAUGCAGAAAAAACAGACAUUUUCGAAGGUGAACUCCACCAUGUGAAACUUUUCAAUGGAACACUAGAGAAAAUACACGAAUUCGUUGUUAACUUUAAAAGUAUGGCAUUUCUGCCGUCCGGAGAUCUUUUAUUAUCUACUGAAGAGUCUAUUCUCUGCAGACUUUCUGCUGACAAAAAAUUAGAAAAAUCUAAGUACAGCGUGGCGCCAUUGAAAACAACCGCUGCUCUUCAUAUCACUAGCGAAGGCGAAAUUAUUGUUGGUGCCACCGAAGAUUAUUUGUACACAGGAGAUACACAGAUUAUUGUGAUGAACUUGUACGGAAAACACAUAAAAAAGUACAGUGUAGACAACAACAAGAAACCACUGUUCGAGGACGAUUCCACACCAUUCAAAGUUACUUCAGACAAGUCGAGGAAUAUUUACGUGAUAGACAAACGCAAGUAUCGUAAUGGAAGACUGAUUAUUUUGAGUGGAGACGAUAGUGACGCAGUUAAAUGCAUUUAUAAAGGUUCAGUAUCUUCUGACCAGGGAACCUUUACUCCUACUGACUUAGUAGUCACAGAAACGAAUCGAGUUAUUUUAUGUGAUGCUGCAAGCCUCACGUUACACAUUCUUAAUACUUCCGGCCGAUGUUUAGCAACUCAGAGUUUGAGAAAAUUGGAUAUCAAACACACACCAAAGUGCCUUGCCAUCGACCAUCGCGGAUUUGUUUUAUUAGGAUGUAGUGGGGGUUUGGGGAAAAAGAAUGCGAAACUCCAUGUCAUUAAAAUAUCAACAACGUGAAAUUCUAAAAGAUUAUAGAGUUGUAAACAUUCUUAACCGCUCGAUUUUUGUUACGUGGUAAUAACUUAUUCCGAUACACAUGAAGUGUUAUUUUGUCACAAGAAAAACAUAAAAGUUCUUUUCAUGUCUUUUAUUGCAUGUAGAAUAUUCUACCAUGAGUGUAAGACAUUAUGUACAAUUUCCUACACGAGUUACUGAUUUUUAGAAAGAAUAAAAAAAUUGUUAC
This is a messenger RNA of Mytilus californianus (California mussel), 2107 nucleotides long. RefSeq lists its product as uncharacterized. Gene Ontology annotation, biological process: positive regulation of DNA-templated transcription. Lineage: Eukaryota; Metazoa; Mollusca; Bivalvia; Mytilida; Mytilidae. The coding region runs from base 178 to 1881 and encodes 567 amino acids. Gene Ontology annotation, molecular function: ubiquitin-protein transferase activity; zinc ion binding. Gene Ontology annotation, cellular component: nucleoplasm; chromatin. The transcript has a single exon. The record is from RefSeq and is a predicted model, not a curated record.